GCUUAUGCACCAAUAAAGUUAUUUUCUCCCAAACAAUCCUUUAUUUUAUUCUUCUUGUUCAUCUUACAACAUUAUGCCAAUACCUUCUACUUUUCAAACUACUCAAAUCAAAACUAAACCACAACAGUUAAAAGAAACGUCAUGUAUUAUGCAUGACGCUAUAGAAACCAAUCUACUUUGUAAAAAGAGUUCAUUGCUUCAUGCCAGAAGAGAACAUGAAGACAAGCCUGUCAGUAUUUCAGAAACAAGAUUGCGUCCUAUAAGCAUGACGGGUCUUUAUGCUGGCUCCAUGUUUCAUGGUACGCAGAAAUGUGGAACAGCCAGUUAUGAAGUCAAUGUGGAAUUAUUACAUGUUGAUAUAAAGGAGAGCACUUUAUGUGGUUAUCUCAAGAUCAAGGGACUAACAAGUGAGUUCCCCGAAUUGACUACUUUCUUUGGGGCAGAAAUCAUUGGUCCCAAGCAUUCUUUCCAUACUAGGAAAUGGCAAGCAGAUCAACAGAGUGAUUUAUUGCAUUGGAAAAAAUUCCCUUCAUUUAAGCCCUAUAUAGAUGUGUUUAAUCAAGAUAGUUUUGUAUUUGACAGUACAAAAGCAGAUGAUGAUUUUAUCUAUAUGCGCUGGAAAGAAUUGUUUUUGGUGCCUAACCAUCAUGUCAGUGCCAUUCACGGUGCAAGCUUUGCUGGUUUCUAUUAUAUUUGCUAUCAACGCUCUACCAAUCGUAUCAAGGGCUUUUAUUUCUUUCGCCAUCAUAAAGAUUGGUUUCAAGAACUUACAUUGGAUCAUGUCUCUGAUCAUGGUUCUACAAGCUAUGAAUUCCGUUAAUUUCAUAUCUAUAUACCACUUUUUUCUUUUGUUUAUAUAUAUAUAUGAUUACACAAAUAGUACAUAUUGUUCUAUCAUGUUAAUUUCACUGUAGAAUGAUAUAUAUAUAUAUACACUUGAAAUUCAAACAAUCGUUACAAUGAUACCAAGCAACGGAUAAAGCGAAAUAAAUAAUUUAUUACAAAAAUAACUUAAGCUCUAACAGGAGCAAUCUGGACUUGAGGCACUUGUUGGUUAAAGACAACAUAGUUGUUCUUCAAGAAAGUAUCACCCAAGAUAGCAAAGCUAAGACCACCCUUGGCAAAGGAAGCGAAACAGGUACUGCCGCUCUUUUCAUACACCAAGUCAGAGGCAGGGAUCUGGAAAGUAGCACCGUUGAUGGUAAACACAAGAGGAGCAAAGUUGGCUGUGUUACAGUUGAUAAGGUAAGUA
Molecule: messenger RNA, 1252 nt
Organism: Gilbertella persicaria
Lineage: Eukaryota; Fungi; Mucoromycota; Mucoromycetes; Mucorales; Choanephoraceae
Product: vacuolar import and degradation protein-domain-containing protein
Exons: 4
Coding region: 74-820 (248 amino acids)
Biological process (GO): negative regulation of gluconeogenesis; protein targeting to vacuole; protein catabolic process in the vacuole
Cellular component (GO): GID complex; extrinsic component of membrane
Source: RefSeq, a predicted model, not a curated record